Messenger RNA from Ahaetulla prasina, 2085 nucleotides. It is a transcript of the gene SMPD2, whose product is annotated as sphingomyelin phosphodiesterase 2. Gene Ontology annotation, molecular function: sphingomyelin phosphodiesterase activity. The coding region runs from base 567 to 1826 and encodes 419 amino acids. The transcript has 13 exons. Lineage: Eukaryota; Metazoa; Chordata; Lepidosauria; Squamata; Colubridae. The record is from RefSeq and is a predicted model, not a curated record. Gene Ontology annotation, cellular component: cytoplasm.
AGGGGAAAACAAACGCUUGUUGCGUUAAAUCCAGCUUACUCGCAGGAGAGCGGAUCCAAGUUCGAAAGCUCGUUUUGCCACCCAUCCUAGUUCCGCUUCCCCCUUCUCCACCCAACGGCGUCUCCUCGCGCCUCUUCCAGCCCGGGAAGUGGGUUUAAACACCAGUUAUGGUGACACGGACGAAGGCCUACAAGACCCGAGAUGCACUGCGCGCCGUACAGUUAGGCGCUGCUUCCCAGUUUUAGUUGUCGCUGCUUUGCUGGUGGCCGGACGAUCUUCGCGGGAAUAAUGGAGGGCAGGGAGUGAAACCUGGAGGUGGGCUCGACUGGCUGAUGAUAGAAACGCCCAGAUUGGCAGUCAUAGAUUUGAAUUCUUGUAUUUUGCUGGCAUUGUCAUCACACCAUAAUACCAAACGAUUGGAAGAAAGGAAGAAUUGCUUUUUUACCUGAGGGCAAAUUUAAGAAAAGCUAAUACUGAAUCUAUAAACACAAUGGUGCUCAAAGAAUGUCGCUCCCACUGAAUACGGGACAAAGCAAUUGCUAUAAAAGCAGUGGUAAUUUUAUACAAUGGAGGAUUCUGUAGUCCAGCUUCGCAUCUUUGACCUCAAUUGCUGGGCUAUUCGUUACCUGAGCAAAUUGCGGCGAGAGCGUGUUGCAUUGAUUGGGGAUGUCCUUAACCAGGAGAGAUUUGACCUGGCACUCUUACAGGAGGUGUGGAGUGAAAAAGAUUACCUCAUGCUGCAAAAGAAACUGUGUAUCCACUACCCUUCUUCCCACUAUUUCAAAAGUGGAGUGAUCGGCAGCGGUCUCUGCAUCUUCUCCAAACAUCAGAUCCUGGACACCUUCUUGUACCAAUAUUCUGUGAAUGGUUACCCAUACAUGUUCCAGCAUGGAGACUGGUUCGGUGGCAAAUCUGUGGGUCUCAUAGUGCUAAAGAUCCAGGGCAUUAUUUUCAACGUCUAUGUGACUCACCUCCAUGCUGAAUAUUGCCGAGAGAAGGAUACAUACCUGCCCCAUCGAGUGGUUCAAGCCUGGGAACUUGGCCAAUUCAUACAGCAUACCUCCAAAGGAGCUGAUGUGGUGCUGCUUGGCGGGGAUCUGAAUAUGCACCCAGAAGAUGUUGGCAUUCGGCUAUUGAAAGGAUGGACAGGGCUGCAAGAUUCCUUCAUAGCCGCAGAGAAAAUUAAAGGCUGUGAAGAUGGCUGUACCCUUGUGCCGGCCAACUGCUACAUCAACAAGAAAGAACUGCAGUAUUAUCCCCAGGGGAUUCGUAUUGACUACAUUCUUUAUAAAGGCUCAUCUCAAUAUGAUAUUAGAUGCAACAUUCAUGAAACUACUACAGGAACCGCUCCUGGCAAGGAUUUCCCUUACUCUGACCAUGAAGCUGUCAAAGUGACACUCUCUGCAGUCCGAUCAAAUAAAAGUGAAAACAAUCUUCCGGUUGAGCCAGUUCUGGUAGAUGUCUUGAACGAAGCCCGUCUGGAAGUGCAAGUGGGGUUACAUUCGGCAAAACGGCAGCAGUACUUCUGUGGCCGCAUGGCUGUCCUGUCUCUUCUCCUGCUGGUCAUCCAAGGAGCCAUGGCAAUGAGUUCCAUGUUUGGUGGAACUCUGCAGCAGCCCUUCCCCAAGUUCUCCUUCUCUUUGCUCAGUCUACUCUCUGUGUCAAUCCUGCUUAUCUCAGCUGUGCUGUAUCUCUUCCACAUCAUUGAAGUGAAGGUGCUGCGGGGAACAGAGGAACAGAUGCGGGUGGGGCUGCAGACGCUCCAGGAGAAAUUCAAUAGCAGAGGAAGAGAAAGCAGUGUUAUAAUUGUUCCCUCUCAGCUCUGAAUGAAAGUAGGAGCAGCGUCUUGCAAAACAGGAUUCAACUCUGCAUGCAAAUAAAGAAGUAUGAUGGUUUGUUUUUACAGAUGAGAGUCAUAUGCUACGUUUUGUUCUUGCGUUGAUUCCAGCUUAGGAAGUGAAGCCACUGUUCACAGUUCUUAUAUAAUGUUAUGUUUGCUGUCCAAGUUUGUUUAAUCACACCCACAAGAAAGUAGAACCAAGCAUGGGCAAACAAGCAGCAUCAGCCGCAAAAUGCUUGUCACAA